Molecule: messenger RNA, 6430 nt
Organism: Teleopsis dalmanni
Lineage: Eukaryota; Metazoa; Arthropoda; Insecta; Diptera; Diopsidae
Gene: Nup188
Product: nucleoporin NUP188
Exons: 10
Coding region: 137-5818 (1893 amino acids)
Biological process (GO): protein import into nucleus; RNA export from nucleus
Cellular component (GO): nuclear pore inner ring
Molecular function (GO): structural constituent of nuclear pore
Source: RefSeq, a predicted model, not a curated record
AAAAUUUUUUAAAGUGUAUUUCGGAUACUCCACGCAAACAUCUGUUUUUGACAGUAUUGAAAUUGGCGCGGCGUUAAAUGCUUUUCAUGUCGUUAAUAAAUUUGUUGUUUUUAGUUAAUUUAUAAAUAAUACAAUUAUGACUACUACAAAUAAUGAGGAAAUGCUUGAUUGGAAGCGCUUGUGGCAAUUAGUUUCUGGCAUUAAUUAUGAGACUCCCGAGGACACCGUUCAGACUGAAUUACUUAGUGUAGCAAAAGAACUUGAAUGUGGGCUAUUGCAAUUUAAGGAUAUGAGUGCAUCUACAAUCGACAUUGAAAAGUUAUUACAGCAAAAAAAGCAAGAAAAAUUAUUAAUGUUCACACAGCGCUUGCAAGAGUUGUUAAACGUGGAGUCAAAACAAUGUUGGGAGAUAUUAUGCUAUUAUCUACAAAAUGAAUAUCGCGGUUCCGCUAGUUUACUGACUGUGCUUCUAUCAACUGAGACUAAUAUGAGUAAACUGCUAGAUAAUAUUUGGGGCUAUUACACACUACAACGUAUGAUUAUCUUAAAAAUAGUCAAAAAUCUCUUCAUAUAUUUUAAAGUACCUAGUCAUCCAUAUCAUCAUGAAUACGAAAAAGUGGUUGAACAUAUUUCAAUAGAAAAAUUGCAAAAGUCUUAUUUAAAACAAUUAGAAUUUUUAAUAAAUGAAAAGCCGCCAGGUAAGCUGGCGUCAAGAGAAUUUUUUAAUUUUAACGAAAAACUAAUUAAGUGGUCGGAACGGAAUGCACGAGAGAUAAAUGAAGUAUUACACAUAUUAUUACUGAUAAGCGAGCAGUUGCCGUUUACAUUAGAACAAAUCAAAAUAUUAUUUGAGUGCUUUAAGCAGCAUGCUUUUGGUAGGCAGCAGCAGUACUUCGUUAGCAAUAAUGGCUUGCAUCAAGAACUAAUACAACGUAUCACUUAUUCGGAACUCAUACUCUUUCUAAAAUGCGUCGAUUUUAAUGAUGUCGAGAAAUGUAAAGAUAUUGCUUGUGAAGUAAUAGAUGUAUUGGCAGAUGAUAUUGAGCGUAUGUACCACAGGCCAGAGAAUGGACCAAUGCUUUUGGCAUGGAUGUUGCUUAAUUUCCGUUUUAAAAAUGCAGCUGAAAAUUUGGAGUCUUCUCGUAAGUUUAGGUUAUUCGGUAAACGAGCUAUUGACCUAGAAUGCUUUAAAUAUUUGCGUAGUAUGCUAACUAAUGAAAUGCUUAGGAAUGAUAGUCUAGUGUCACAAAUUGCACGCAGAACAGUGCACAACCUGCUAAACUAUAUGUGCGACUUAUUUGACAACGAUGGCACAUGUGCUAGUUACCCUUUCAUAUAUGAAUUGCUGGCUGAAUUACUCUCUUGGCCCACGUUAGCGAAGCAAUUUUGUAGUUCCGAAACUGGCACACGUUCCUUGUAUAAUACAUUAUUGGAAAUAUUUCCAUAUAAUUUUAUGCACAUAUCAAUGUUGGCAACUGCGUUAGUAAAAGGUGGUCAGGGAGCAUAUGUUAAGUCUCAGCUGGAAGAGUUACCAAUUUUUACUGAUACGUAUGAGCACUACGGUACUGUUUUGCGUGCAGUCAGUGUAGAUGAUUAUGUGCUCACAAGAAACAUAAAUCCUUUUCCGCAUAUUGAUUAUACUAUUUAUGAAGGAACAACUGUUGUAGUUAUGUCCCGUGAAGAAGGCUAUUGUGUGCAUUUUCGAAAGAAUGUCAACUAUUUCAAUGUCUUGCAACAUGAGAUGAAUUGUUUGCUUUCAAGCACUACGCAGAUUAGUAAAGAUUUUAUAAAAGGUGAUCGGAUUUCACGUGUUAACGAAGGACUUAAAUAUUUGUGCGCUGAGUUGCAACGUACAAAAUCAAUAGCAGCUAUAAGUGCUGAAAUGGUUCACCCAACAGAAAUGUGUAUAGACUUGCUUAACAAAUAUAAAUAUCUACAAAAUCCACCAGUCGUGCUCUUGGCGAAUUGUCUUAAUGUGUGCACGGCAUUAUUGCGUCUGGUAGAUCAAGAAAUAUACUUACGUGUUAUUAAUUUGGAUAUUUUGCCUGUUAUUACAAAUACCACAUUGGAUGAUUUCAAAAAAUAUUCGAUUGGUGUACACUUUGACUCCAAACUUGUUGGUAGCUAUUUAGUAGAAAUUGAAAAGAAAACUGAGUGCUAUGAUUUUUUUUUGGCUUACUUAAACUUUUUAAGAACUUAUACGAAGCUUCAACGUCACAAUUAUUUUCAAGUAGAAAUUCCUGGUCUCAUAUUUUUAUUACUUGAAAUAUUUCCUAACCUGCACACAUGGCAUUUUCAGAUUCCAAUACAAAGAAAUAAAAUUUACGCAGAAAUUAUGGGUCUUAUUUGCGAUAUAUUGGAUUCGGUUGCGGUUAUCAACAAAACAGACCCAAACUGCGUUAAUAAGCAAAUGCUCCGUAACAUCUGCAUUUACAGUCUCUUAAAUCUCGAGAACGGUUUAGUAUUGCUGAGAUUUGUGGCUCUUGGAAAUGCAUAUUUGCAAUAUGUUAUGGAAAUGGAGUCAAAUUGGAUGGUGCAACAGUCUUCUGAUAUGGUUUUGCUAGUGCGUUUAGCUAUGCGUAUCUUAAUGCAAUUGCUGCGAUUAAAAAGUACUGUAUUCCCCGAUGACAAUAAACUUUCUCCACUAGAAACUCUCAUAUACACACAACCAAAACAACGUGAUUCUUUACGCAUCAUAUCUGUAGUUACCAGCUAUAUGAGCAACAUAUUUGAUCGGUGGUUGCCUAUACUCUCUUGCAGACUUCUAAGGCGUAUAGCUUUACAAUUCAAUAUGUCUCUACUUGCAUGCUUGGAUAUGGAACCAGAUCAAAUACGUUUGAUAUUUUUGCAAAAACUUCCGGAUGACUUGGAAAGUGAUUCAAUAAAGGUUGCUGUAAUUGAGCUGGUAGAAGCAUGUGUAGAGAAACAGCCAGGAGUCACAGAAGCUUUCUUCAAAGUCAACUAUGCGUUGGAGAAGCGCCUAUUUGAGAAAGAAACCGACAAACAGAUAGCCGACAGUAUACUAACAUUCAUUGAAGUUUAUUUGAAUAGCGUUGAAAAGGAUCCACAAAUAGUCGCACAAACUUUACCCAGCAAAAUUAUGAAUUUGUUCCAUACACUUUGGAAGCAGAAUAUGCAAAUACUUGUCGAGUCAUUAAUAGAAAAAUCUAAUUUUUGGGAGCAGCUAUGUAGGCCCCUAUUUAGUGAAUUAAAGCAGAAUGUGCGUGCUUAUGGACAACUAUUUAAUAUACUAGCAAUUGAAGUGUAUCGCACUACAUCUAAAGAAAAGACUGCAGUUAAAAAUUUACUAUUAAAAUUAUUUGACGGUGAAAAUUUCAAAAAACUACUGAACUUUAUAUUUGAUUUACCUAAAAUUCCAUCUGUAAUAUCGACUGAAAAUGAUUUAAUUUCUGAAGAUGUGCCAGAUUGGUUAGCGAGACUACAAGCAUUUAAAGGACUUUUACUUGUCAUACUGAAGAAACAACCGCAAAUUGUAGAGCUACCACAGAAACAAUAUAAAUUGUUAGCCGAAAAGUGUUUACACGUUUUAGUAGAUAGAUCUGCAUAUAUAGAUGAUCUCAGACCGUUUAUAAUAUUAUCGGAACUGUAUCUUUUCUUAUUAUUAAAUUGUAAGCAUUCUUACACGGAAACUCCAAAAGAGGAUGAAGUAAUGUUGAAGCAAUUGAAUAAAUUACUCAUACGUGUAGCAAGUUGCUAUGAAGGUUUACAUGUACGUGCUCGUGAAGCUUGUCUCGCAAUAACGAUAAGAAGUGCCAAUUUGCUUACUAAUGAGCUCAUCGCUGAUUCAAGCAUAGCUCUUAAUUUUCUUCACUCUGUGGUGAGCAUUAUAUGUACAGAGUUGCAGAGCUUGGAGAAUUGUGUUAAAGCCGAAGUGCAAACAAAGCUUUCUGCGCCAACCUGUCAAAACUCUUCCACGAGUUCAGUUAUUUUAAGCUUGAAUUUACUAAAGACUGUAGCGAUAAUAUUUCAUAACAAUGGUCCAAGAAAUUGGGAUAUGCCUUUUAUAUCCAGUAAAGUUUUUCAACGUUUGUUAAGUUGCACGAGUUAUAUCCUGCAAAUGCAUAGUAAGCAGCAGCUUUCCGUUGAACUCUUAGAUGUGCUGUUAGUUUUUGCUAAAGGCAAUUGUUCAGGUGAAUUCUUACAUUGCGAUGUGGGGGAUUAUCUUUGGAUAAAGCUAUUACCACCGAAGGAAUUACUGACGUCAGAUUUUACAACUGUCACAAAUUCAUCAGAUAAGUGGACUGCACAGAAAUGGUGGCCUAUAUAUGCACGUGGCAUUGAGUUGGUUACAAUACUUUUUAAAAAUCAUAAUCUUCAUUUUCUGAAAGAUGUUCUACAAUUCGUUGGCAUACAUGAGGAAUACUUAAUAGACUCAUUAAUUUUGGGAAAACAGUCUUUAGAGCCAUUAGCAGUAAACCUAAUCAAAAGUGCUGUUACCCUUAUUAUGGAACUGGUGCCAUAUGAAAAGCAAUGGCGGUUGGAGCAUGCGAAAUCGCUUUUUAAUUUAAUGCGUUCUUUACAAAUACUCAUGGGACACUGCAUUUCCAUGUUUCAUCAGCCUAAAAAUCUAAAAUGUCUGCUCACUGGAGAUCAUUUGGGUAUAUUGCGCGAGAAUGAUAAUGCGGAAUUAGCAGAUGACAUUACCACAACCCUAAAUGAUUUGACAGAAAUUAUUAUUCUCUGUGUCAAAUGCUUGAAGCACUUCAGUCCCACAAUGAUUGAUUUGAUAUGUGAACCAGAAUUUGUGUUAAGUAAAUGGGAGCCCAUAUUCGAAAUAAACUUUGGUGCACCAAAGCUUAAUGAAAAUGAUGUCUCCCUUUCAUUUGGAACGGCGCUUAGUAUAGUAGGAGUUUAUGUAAAAGCACUUAAUCUGCAAAAUUAUACUUUUCACGAGGUACCAUUGAAUGUCAUACCCAAUCAUGCUGAUACUACGAAUGCAGCAGAAACACAAACUAUUAGUCGACAGAAUAAUACCCGAAGACUUAUUUCGAAAUCUUUGUCAACUACUUCCGUAUCAUCUUCCAAUUGUCCGUCUAAUGAGAUGUUGUCAAAUUUAGAUGGUGAACUAUGUCUCAUGGCAUUAGAACAUAUACUCACAUUAGCUGCUUCACAGUGCAUGUUGACACUUAAGAAUGUACAUAUGCCGCCAAGGGAAAAGCAGCUUGUCCGACGCGAAACAAAUACUGAAAUAUUCGCAUUCUACGAAUUUGUGCGGAAAAAAGUGAUAGUCGAUCAGCGAGAACAUAAAAGCAUUUGGUACCGUCGCAAACACGGACAAGUGCUUAUGCAGACUAUAGAUGAUGAACAGGAAAAGGAGAAAAGCAAUAUGGAUAUCGAUGCUGCAGCUAAACCUGCACUUAGUUCCACGCGAAUAUCAACAGAUGCGAAUAGGAGACAUUCUUCCGAUUUACGAGUUAAUGUUGUGCGUCGUUUACAUUUACAACAACAACAACUUCAACGUACACCGGCACUCGGUGGAAAUUUAAAUAUUUCCCAUCCAAUAAGUCCAAUCCUCGGAGUAAAUUCAGAAUCCAAAAAUAAUACACCCGAAUCAUCUACACCAUGCGUUAGUCGAUCACCACUGCGACGACAAGGUGAACCCAUGACACACGAGGAUAACGUUAAACGUUUUAGUGUGACUUAUGAUGUAAAUGAUCAGGAGCAUGAAGAAGACGAAAUAGUAUAUUUCUCGCCUGAGGAACCCAAGUACAGUCCUUUAUCGUAUGUACAAUUAGUAGAAGAAGAUUACAUGCACUUCUUAUCGAAUAUUUUCACGGUUAUAUGUCAAGUCGAUUAGGUUGUCAAGCGCAAAUUUUUUGCAAAUAAAAUUUAUUUUUGCUGGCAAGCGCGCAUUUUUAUAAAUUAAUUUAAAAUAGAAUAGCAUAGUUUCAUAUUCUUUGCUGUUAUUUUCUGCUGUAAAACUGUUGCAUACCGCAACGUCACUGUUAACGGCGCUGCUAUUUUCAAAACGUGCAAAAAAUCGUAUUUUGAAGUCUUGUUGCCAUACAGAAAGCAUUAGAUGUUAAAAUUAUUCAGUAUGUGCGAAAAUAACAGAGUUUUUUUUUUUUUAUUCAAAGCUAAUAGCAACACGUUUUUUUAUGUGUCCGUUGACGAGCCUCUAACUUUAAGAAACAACAGAGCUUUUAAGCGAAAAUGUGUUGAUAAGCGAUAGCACAUGUUACCAACACAAACAAAAAGCAUGUGCUUGGUCUACAUAUACCGAACACGUUAAAGCGUGAAAUGAGAGUAGAAAGGCCGGUAGUGGAAUAUGUUGUGCGGCACUGCUUAUCUCUCUUUAUCUCUCCACUCUGUACGCUCUGUAAGAAAAUUAGCAUUUUUUACGGCAUGUUUUUUUUAUAAUUUUCUGCUAAUUUUUUUUUAUUUAUUUUUUUUUACUGUAAAGAAGACU